AUGACCGAGACGGAGGUGGGGGGUUCGACAUCACUCCUCACCCCCCAUCCUUCGGAUCAUGACUGUACCCUGCUGCUCGGGGACAGUAGCGACAACACCGCUGCACAAGACUCUGCACAAGACUUGGCCAUCACGACGGAGAUUGCUGCACCAACGGAGUCUGCUGCACCGAUUACUGCACAAGCUAAUGUCGAGGCCCCUACCUUGCCGCUAGCCACCCACUCCAUGCAGGGUGUCUCCUCGUCAAUGCUGUUGACUGCGGCACCUGCACCCCUCCUUGGCUCUCUGUUGGAGGACGGGCAGUCUUCGUCUACACCUGCUGCACCAUCCGUGAAGCAGAUGGGGGCUGCUGUCCCACCGUCCAAUACGCUGGAGGAAUCCCCACCCCCCUUGGCCAGGGACGCUGUGGUGGCAAGCGCUGCCCCUUCUGCUGCUUCACCACCAAAUGCUGGACUCAUCAAACUCGCUCAAGUUGCCGCACCUAUCAAAGAACUACGCCGGAGCAACAGAAUCGCAGCGAUGGCGGAUGUGCAUGCCCUUCACAAGGCCGACCGGUUGACAACAAAGAAGAACCUCGAAUUUCCAGCUAUAUGGGCUGAAGAUCAACUUCCACAAGAGCGAAAUCUUCUGUUAUGCUACUGCUGCUACAUCGCUCUUGGAGGCAACGAGCAUGGGUUUGCCGUGGUGCAACGCAGGUCUUAUGAUUCAGAAACAGUAUGCUCAGCAUCCAAAGUGAACCUGGAGCCGAGCAGCGCCACUGUGUCAAUGUCACUAGUGCACCGGUACGGCCCAUGCGCGCCGUCACAGUACUCUAACGUGCCGACGCCGUCCAUCUCCGAGACGCUCCGCCGUAGCCGCGCCCGCACGAACUACAUCAUGAGCCAAGCGUCCAAGAGCAUGGGCAUGGGCAUGGCGAGUACACCAGACGACGAUGAUGCCGCCGUGACCAUCCCGACCCGCCUAGGCGGUUUUGUGGACUCGCUAGAGUACGUCGUCACGCUGGGCUUCGGCACGCCGUCCGUGCCGCAGGUGCUCCUCAUGGACACCGGCAGCGACGUCUCGUGGGUGCAGUGCACGCCGUGCAACUCCACCAAGUGCUACCCGCAGAAGGAUCCUCUCUUCGAUCCAAGCAAGUCCUCCACGUACGCUCCCAUCGCCUGCAACACCGACGCGUGCCGGAAGCUCGGAGACCACUACCACAACGGCUGCACGAGCGGCGGCACCCAGUGCGGAUACUCCGUCGAGUACGCCGACGGUUCGCAUUCGAGGGGCGUGUACAGCAACGAGACGCUGACACUCGCUCCGGGGAUCACCGUCGAGGAUUUCCAUUUCGGCUGUGGCCGCGACCAGCGCGGUCCCAGCGACAAGUACGACGGCCUCUUGGGUCUUGGAGGCGCCCCGGUGUCGCUCGUCGUGCAGACGUCUUCGGUUUACGGCGGCGCCUUCUCGUACUGCCUCCCGGCGCUGAACAGCGAAGCCGGGUUCCUAGUCCUCGGCUCGCCGCCGAGCGGCAACAAGUCGGCCUUCGUGUUCACUCCGAUGCGGCACCUGCCGGGGUAUGCAACGUUUUACAUGGUGACGAUGACAGGCAUCAGCGUGGGAGGGAAGCCGCUGCACAUCCCGCAAUCGGCGUUCCGUGGUGGCAUGAUCAUAGACUCCGGCACGGUCGACACGGAGCUCCCAGAAACAGCGUACAACGCGCUGGAGGCAGCACUGCGGAAGGCCUUGAAGGCGUACCCCCUGGUGCCAAGCGAUGACUUUGACACCUGCUACAACUUUACGGGUUACAGCAAUAUCACCGUGCCGAGGGUCGCGUUCACGUUCAGUGGCGGCGCCACCAUCGACCUCGACGUCCCCAAUGGGAUUCUGGUGAACGACUGCCUCGCCUUCCAGGAGUCAGGGCCAGACGACGGUCUCGGCAUCAUCGGCAACGUGAAUCAGCGCACUCUAGAGGUGCUGUACGAUGCUGGCCGUGGUAACGUCGGAUUCCGAGCCGGUGCAUGCUGA
This is a messenger RNA of Sorghum bicolor (sorghum), 2007 nucleotides long. Its product is annotated as aspartyl protease family protein At5g10770. Lineage: Eukaryota; Viridiplantae; Streptophyta; Magnoliopsida; Poales; Poaceae. Gene Ontology annotation, molecular function: aspartic-type endopeptidase activity. The coding region runs from base 1 to 2007 and encodes 668 amino acids. The record is from RefSeq and is a predicted model, not a curated record. The transcript has 4 exons. Gene Ontology annotation, biological process: proteolysis.